This is a messenger RNA of Chlamydomonas reinhardtii, 2951 nucleotides long. RefSeq lists its product as uncharacterized. The record is from RefSeq and is a predicted model, not a curated record. The coding region runs from base 55 to 2751 and encodes 898 amino acids. NCBI's taxonomy places the organism in Eukaryota, Viridiplantae, Chlorophyta, Chlorophyceae, Chlamydomonadales, Chlamydomonadaceae. The transcript has 9 exons. Gene Ontology annotation, molecular function: protein binding.
CCUUCCCACAAUCUCAGCCAUGCCACGUUAAGAGUUUUCACCGCUGGUGCAAAUAUGGGGAGCGUCCUUACCGAGCGCGCAAUUAGGGAUAUAUCCCAGGAAGAUGACCUGAACCAGGUGGUCGCGCUCGAGCUGCGGAACCGGGGCUUGACGGAGCUAGGGCCGAUUGACAAAUGCAGAGGCCUGAAGGUCCUGGACCUCGGGUUUAACCAGUUGAAAGGAUUGAAGGGGAUUGAGGGCCUUGAAAAGCUUAAGGAGCUUCGUCUGGGCGACAAUAAGCUUGCAGCCUUGUCCGGGCUGCAGAAGCUCUCGGAGCUGCACACGCUUGCGCUCGAUGGCAACAUUCUCAAUAGCGCAGAGGGUCUGCUGGGGUUGCGGAGCCUCAAGGUGCUCAACUUCGCCUUCAACCAGCUCACCUCGCUCAGCUCGCUCGGCCGGCUCACCUCGCUGGAGAUGCUCAACGUGGCGGGGAAUCAGAUCGCUGACCUGGAGGGCCUCAGCGCCUGCCCCAACCUACGGGUGCUCAACGCGUGCUCUAACCGGCUCACGCACCUGAAGGGUUUGGCGCGCUGCGCCAACCUGCAGGAGCUGCACGUCGCCGACAACAAGCUGGCGGACCUGUCGGGGCUCAAAAUGGUGGCCAGCAACCUCGAGAUUCUGGACAUCAGCGGCAACGGCCUGGCCUCGCUGACGGGGCUGUGCUCGCUGCCCAAGCUGGGGGAGCUGUAUGCGCGUGAGAACGGCGUGGAGGCGGUGGCGGGGCUGGCAGUCAAGAUGCCGGCGCUGGAGCUGCUGGACCUGGCGUCGAACCGGCUGGCGGGCCCCGCGGCCGCGGUGGCGGAGGCGCUGUCGCCGCUGACGGAGCUGUCGGCUCUGCAGCUGCACGGCAACACAGGGCUGGGGCCCGGCUUGCCGCCGCGCCGGCCUUCCUCCGCAACCCACAGCGGCGCCGCCGCCUCAGCCUCGUCAAAUGGGGUGGGGGCGGGAGCGGGGGCGGGGGCGGGGGCGGGGUGCGGGUACGUGGCGACCAUGUUCGCCGCGCUGCCCGCCCUGGAGCUGUGCGACGGGCAGGAGCGGGCGCAGGUGCUGGUGCUGGCGCCGGGGGCGCCGGGCGGCGACCCGCAGCAGCAGCAGCAGCAGCAGCAGCCGAUCAACGGUGCCGCCAACGGCGGGGGCCGGUCGCAGGGAGCGGGAGCGGAGGGCGGCGGCGUCGGCGGCAGCCUGGAUCCCACGUUUGCGGAAAUGGAGGCGUUCCGGCAGCGGCUGGGCAUCAAGACCUACGCGCCGCAGUUCCAGGGGCGGCCGGGCUCGGCGGCGGGCAACCGGCCCGGCACGGCGAGCGGCCGGCCGGGCAGCGCCGGCGGGAGACCCGGCACUGCCGGCGGGAGACCGGGGACAGCGAGCGGCCGGCCGGGCACGGCGGGCGGGCGGCCGCCCAUGGGCCCCGCGGGCCGCCUGGCGGGCGGUCCGGUGAUGGACCCGGACGCCUUCGCCGCGGCCUUGGGUGACUUCAGGGACACCAUGGCGUCAUACAGCUCCAACCUGAAGGCGGUGCUGGGCCAGAUGCGGGCCAACCUCAAACUGCCCGUGUAUGAGGUGGCCAGGAAGCUCAAGGCGCAGGGGGCCACGGAGCUGCCGCGUAUGCCCAUGGCUCCCGAGUUCUCCGCCGCCCCCCGCAACAACACGCUGGCGGCGCUGGCGGGCGAGGACGCCAAGGACGUGGAGGCGCGCGAGGAGGCGCUGCAGAUGUACGAGCGGCUGUUCGGGAGAGCCAGCGGCGCAGCAGCAGCCAGCAGCAGCAGCAGCGGAGCAGUAGCCAGCAGCAGCAGCGGAGCAGGGGCUGCGCCGGGGGCUGGGGGGCUGCAGACGCCGCCGCGGACGCCCAUGUCGCCUGCGGCCGGGGGCCGCGGUGGUGUGGGGGCUGGCGGGCUGGGGCUGGGGCUGGCUGCAAAGCCGGUGCUGGGCCCGGUGGGCUCCGGCGCGGGGCCGGGGCCGGCUGGCGCGGGCGUGGGCGUGGGUGCUGGCGCGGGGGCUCGGCGGCUGAGCGACGAUGAGGAGGACGAGGUAGAGCUGCGGUCCUCUUACACGGAAGUGGGGGCGUUGCGGCCGGCGGCAGGCGGCGCCGCCGCCGGCACGCCGCCGGCUUCGGGUUCCCGGCCCAGCAGUAGCAGCAGCGCGGCGGCGGGCGCAGGCGCUGCUCGGGGUGUGGGGGCGGCGGCGGGGUCCGCGGGGCUGCGCGUGGCGCUGCCAGCCGGGAAGGCGGUGCCGGGCGGCGGCGCUGGGCCAGCGGUGGGCGGCUUCGUGGCACCCAAGCCGGCGCUGCUCGCGAAGAAAGCCGCUGCCGCCGGCACGCCCACAGGCGGCGCGAACUCGCCGGCUGUGGCGGCAGCGCGGCCGCCGUCGCCUGGCGCCGCGGCGCGUGGGGCGACAACGGGAGCCAGCCCGGCGCUCAAUCGCGUGCUUAGCAGCGGGGCGGGCUCGGCGGGGGCGGCGCCUGCGUCGCCGGUGUCUCCAGCGCUGCUGGCAGCGCGGAACUCUGCUGGAGGCGCGGCUGUGGGCUCGCCAGCUGGCGCGGCGGCAGCGGCGGCUCCGGGCUCGCCUGCGCUUGGAGUGGGUGCGGCAUCUUCGCCGGGCUCUGCGUCUAGACCUGCCCGGCCCACGAGUGCCGGGAGGUCGGUUCCCAAGAAGCUGACUGGCAGCUUGGCGCCACGAACAGGGGGCGGCAUGAUGCGAGCUGCGGGCGGCUCGUGAGCAAUGCCGUGUCGUGUAUACAGGUGGUCAAUGCGGGCUGUGUUGGGUUGAAGAAGCGGUAGUGUGGUGUGGUGGGACGGAGGCUGGUGGUGCGGGCGUAGGCGUGUGGACAUUGGCACUCGAGUCAAGGACUGCAUCGUGUGCGUAUCAAUGCAGACGGGCAAGCACCGGCACGGUACAUACUGUAAACAUUGUCAGGC